UCAAAUUUUUGAAGUAAUUGAUUAUUUCAGUUUUCAGCGCUGACGCAUUCUCAUGAUCAGCCAACAAGCAACCCAAAAUGUUAGUAUUUCCCGCAGGAGCCCUGGGUCUGAGAUCCGGUUUGCUGUAUUUCCCGGGCUCUUAAUACGCGUGCGCAGAUACAGCGUGACUGUCGGAGCAAUAUUUUUCUCCUGUUUCGCUCAGUUUGGCGUUAAAUAUCGCUGGAAGCUCCCCUGGAGAUGAUACCAAUACUUCUCAGAAAACAUUUUUGAUUUCAUAAGUCCACAUUCUCGACUGCAAUGGCUCAAAUGUCGUCUUCGAAUUCAACAUCUGGUCAGACGAGUCAAGGGCGAGCGGGUCGUCGCCGAAAGAGGCCGCAUCCUCCCGUGUAUGGGGGAAUUAUGAACUCUUUCAGCGACAAAAACAGUGAUUUCGUUUGUCCGAUCUGUUUUGACACCAUCGACGAAGCUUUCAUGACGAAAUGUGGACAUACCUUUUGUUAUCAGUGCAUCACAAGGAGUCUGGAAGAAAGCAAUCGUUGCCCCAAAUGUAAUUACAUCAUAGACAAGCCUGAUCAAAUCUUUCCUAACUUUCUAUUGAACGAAUUGGUACAAAAAGUUAAAGAAAGAACGGGACAAAAGAAAAGCAAAAUGGUUCUGGAGUCUCAGCUACAUGAGGCAGGAAGUGCACUGCAGGAACUUUUAGCAGGAGAUCAUGAAUGGGACUUAGCAGAUGUCAAUUAUUUGUUGGAAGUUUUAACACUGAAGAAACAAAUGCUGGAAGCCGAUAGCCAAGCCAUACAACAUGAGUUACUCAAAGAUUUCCUCUCACAAGUGAAGAGACACAAGCAAGAGCAACUUGAUCAGCUUACCCGAGAAGUCAAACUAAUUGAUGAAGACAUGAAGAGAGUUUCGGAAAUGAUAGCAAGUCACAACCGGCAAUACUCAAUACCAGCUCCAUUAACCCUCCUCCCUGGAGCUGAAAGACUUAUGGCUGGUGAAGUGGAUCAUGCUGUACCUACCACACCCACAGCUAAAAAUGCCCCAGUGGCAGUGGGGUCAGACAUGGAACCAUCAACAAGUCAUGAUGAAUCAUGCGAUCAAACAGAGGGGGCUCAAGAUGGGUUUAAUGGAAGCCAGCAUGGAGCAAAACAUCUUUGGUGUAGCACCAGUCUUGCAUCAAGAAGGAAAAGAAUUCACCAGCACUUUGAUGAUCUAGAAAGAUGCUACUUUUCCAUCAGGCAGGGAGACUUACCAAGUGAUGCAGGAACCUCAGAUGCGUUGGAUUAUUUCACAGAAAGUCUUGCCAAGUUUACAAAGUUCAGUGGUUUUCGUUGCCUGGCAACACUUAGUUAUGCCACUGACAUCUACAGUAGCUCAAGCAUUGUAUCAAGUAUUGAAUUUGACCGUGAUUUUGACUACUUUGCCAUUGCUGGUGUUACAAAGAAAAUCAAGGUGUUUGAGUAUGGAAUGGUGAUAAGAGAUGUAGUUGAUAUUCAUUGUCCUGUGAAUGAAAUGGUGUGCAAUUCCAAAAUCAGUUCGAUCUGUUGGAGCUCGUAUCACAAAGGUUUACUUGCCAGCAGUGAUUAUGAAGGCACCGUGACUCUGUGGGAUGCUUUCACUGGUUCAAAGACGAGGUCUUUUCAGGAACAUGAAAAGAGAUGUUGGAGUGUGGAUUUCAAUCACGUUGAUCCCAAACUUUUGGCUUCAGGUUCUGAUGAUGCCAAAGUUAAAUUGUGGUCUACAGACAUGGAACACUCUGUGGCUUGUUUAGAGGCCAAAGCCAAUGUGUGUUGUGUAAAAUUCAACCCAGAAAGUAGAUGUCACUUAUCCUUUGGUUCUGCAGAUCACUGUGUCCAUUAUUAUGAUUUACGAAACACGACCAAGCCAAUAACAGUCUUCAAAGGCCACAGGAAGGCUGUAUCAUAUACAAAAUUUAUCAACACAGAAGAAAUUGUCUCUGCAUCCACAGACAGUCAAUUAAAACUCUGGAAUAUCAGCAAGCCGCAUUGUCUUCGAACCUUUAAAGGUCAUAUUAAUGAAAAGAACUUUGUUGGGCUGGCUUCCAACGGAGAUUACAUUGCCUGUGGGAGUGAAAACAACUCGCUGUACUUGUAUUACAAAGGACUUUCCAAACAGCUGCUAACAUUCAAGUUUGAUACAGUGAGGAGUGUUCUGGAGAAAGAUAAGAAAGAAGACGAUGCGAAUGAAUUUGUGAGCGCAGUUUGCUGGAGAACCGGAUCCAAUGUAGUUGUAGCUGCUAAUAGUCAAGGAACGAUAAAGGUCCUUGAGCUGGUUUGAGUUUGACUGCAUAGAAGUUGUAGCUCUGUAUAUAUUUUGCCAAGUCAGAAGCUCAGUUGCGCUGGAAGCCAGUGUUAUAUCGUAGUUGAAGUGAAAAAUAUAUGUACAAAGUUAAGACAAAAUAGUUUACAAACUAGAAUUCAGCUUGCUACAAAGCUAUUUACGUCAUAGUAAGAAAUAUCUUCAUGCUAAAAAAAACCAAGAGAAAAAAAAUCAAGAUUAUUUUGCAUU
This is a messenger RNA of Stylophora pistillata, 2529 nucleotides long. Its product is annotated as E3 ubiquitin-protein ligase COP1. The record is from RefSeq and is a predicted model, not a curated record. Gene Ontology annotation, molecular function: protein binding; ubiquitin protein ligase activity. NCBI's taxonomy places the organism in Eukaryota, Metazoa, Cnidaria, Anthozoa, Scleractinia, Pocilloporidae. Gene Ontology annotation, biological process: proteasome-mediated ubiquitin-dependent protein catabolic process.